AUGGAUCCGCUCACCAUAUUCACAAGCGUUUUGGCAGUGGGGGGCUUUACUCUCAAAGCAUGUACGGACCUCCUCGUACUCGUCCGGGGCUUAAAGAGCCAGCAUAAAGAUGCCAGAGCGCUCAAGUCAGAGCUUAGCGAUUUAAUUGGGGUCUUGAAUGCACUUCUUGCGACUGUUUCUGACCAUCCAAACAUCGACUUGGAAUCACUAAAACGUCCUCUUCAACGCUGCGGUAAAGCGUGUGAAGAGUAUGGCGAGAUCAUCAAACGAUGUACGAAACAUUCGAACGACUCGCGUCCAAGCCUCCGGGAUUGGAUCACGCAGAAAUAUCUUCAAGGAGAUAUUACUGACUUUAAGAACAUGCUUGCUGCCUACAAGUCUACUAUCAACAUCGCUUUAGCAAAUGCGAAUCUACGUAUUGCUGCUUUAUCGCCCGAGGCACUUGAAGAUUACAAAGACAUGAUUUCGGACACCACAGACGACCUUGAGACCUAUCUUGCAGACGUACAGAAUAGGAUCGAUCGUCUCCAAGCCAGCGACAAAUCAGCCGUCAAAGAAAUGGCUUUAGAAUGGCAGGCAAUGCUAGAGGAGAAAGAGAAUGCCCAGCAAGGCCUCAAUAUGUGCGCUCAGUUGUCUGCACUUAUUGUUCAAGCCGAGUCAGCAUCAAAAGAGCCUGCCCAUUUUUCAGAGCGCCCAUCGACACACAAAUAUACCAAAACUACUUUGAGCGAUGCUAAAGCGAGUUUUAAAACUCUUGCAGAGAAUCUGAAGACGCAUGAGGCUCUUAUUGAUCGCCAGCUGCAAGCCAUGUCUCUGAACGAAACUUUGUCCGAGUCUGUCGCCGUCCAACUGGAUCUGCUCCAGCAGACAAAGGAGACCAUCAGCCAGUGUAUAAAAGUUGUAGGUGAAGCUGGUGAAGUAGCCAAUGAGCGAAGCAACGUAUUCGAAGACAUUACUUUAGCAGACAAUAGUUAUGCCUUCUCGGUCUCGACAGUUAAUGACCUUAUUACGGCUAGGGGACUCAAUCUCAAGGGACGUUCACGGCAUUUCGGCGGUCAAAUGACAGAUGAGACUGUGCAAAAGUCCAUGGAAGCCCUCACUCAGCUGGAUGCGGAGCAUUUGAGAUAUUUAAAAGAUGGCCAAGGUCAAUUCCAGGGCCCACCAGUCUAUUUUGAUAAACGCAAUUAG
Molecule: messenger RNA, 1188 nt
Organism: Colletotrichum truncatum
Lineage: Eukaryota; Fungi; Ascomycota; Sordariomycetes; Glomerellales; Glomerellaceae
Source: RefSeq, a predicted model, not a curated record